GUGUGGCUCCUUUAUAUUACUACCUGCUUAGAUCACCUUCAGACCCAAGCCAUCCCAGAACAAGGCAGGCCAGGCUUCCCAUGGCCUGUAGUCCCUGUGGGAUUGUAGGCUGAGGCUGUGCAGACGGAGGGACCCCAGGACAGGAUGGUUAUGGUGUAGGUGCUGUGCCAAGAGACCAAGAUGAGCGUCACUUCGUGGUUCCUGGUGAGCAGCACUGGCACUCGCCAUCGGCUGCCUCGGGAGAUGAUCUUUGUUGGCCGUGAGGAGUGCGAACUCAUGCUUCAGUCCCGCAGUGUGGAUAAACAGCAUGCUGUAAUCAACUACGACAGUAACAAAGACGAGCAUCUCGUGAAGGACCUUGGGAGUUUAAAUGGAACCUUUGUAAAUGACGAGAGGAUUCCGGACCAGAUAUAUAUUAAGCUGAAGCUAAAUGAUGUCAUACGAUUUGGCUACGAUAUUAAUCAUUAUGUUCUAGAACAGACUCAGCACAAAGUCCCAGAGGAGGCACUUAAGCAUGAAAAGUAUACAAGUCAACUCCAGAUGAGUCUGAAGAAUUCCGUGUCUGUAAGAACGGAGCAUCUUAAAGAACAGCCUACUCAUAUGGAGCCUUCUUCUGGGAAGCCAGAAAAAGGGGAGAAGAAAGCUGCCUCUCUCAAUGUGACCUCGUCAGCAUCUCCACUGCCCCCAGAGACCUCCGUUUACAGGACACCUUUGUAUGGGCAGCCUUCCUGGUGGGGAGAAGAUGACGCCAACAAUUUGCAUGAAAUGCAUGAAGGCAGACGCCAGGAAGAUCACUUUUCAGAACGGCCAAAAGAUCUUCAGCAGCAUGAUGAAGAAAUGAAUGGCAACCUGGGGUACAGAGAUCCUCAGGAUCAAUCUGUCUACGCGUUCAGAAGAGAACCAAGCUAUUUCGAAAUCCCGACUAAGGACUUCCAGCAGCCUGCAAAGUCCCCAGAGACUCAGGUUCACGAAAUACCAACCAAGGACACAGACACCAUCACACCGCCUGUCAUGCAAAGUCACGCCUCUUUUACCAUUGAGUUUGACGACUGCCGGCCUGGGAAAAUAAAGAUAAAGGAUCACGUAACUAAAUUUUCAAUGAGGCAAAGAAGAACCCACGGAAAGGAUGGUGGCCCUUCAGAAAUGGUGUCUGCGGAGUGUAAAGUUGCUGACUGGUUGGUUCAGAAUGAUCCAAGUCUAAUGAGGAGGCCAGCUCCUGAUGAAGAUGUUUACAGCACAAAGAGUGACCUUCCGAUACAUAACCGGACACUAAAAGGUAAUCGACAUGAAGAUGGAACACAGAGCGACACUGAGGAUCCAGUAGCAGCCAAAACUGAGAUGGAGACCAUCGCACCGGAUCAAGGGAAACUUCAAAGGCAAAUAAAACGGGAACCGGAAGAAUUGCUACACAGCCAGCAAGCAUUUGUAAUUGAGUUUUUCGAUGAGGAUGCCCCUCGAAAGAAGAGAUCUCAGUCUUUUACACACAGUGGAAAUUCUUCUCCUAAUGAUUCUGACCCUUCUGUUAAAACAAAACCAGACAAGCGUAAAGUGGUUCAACCAGCUGAAAAACUGAACACUAAUGGGGUGCCCUCUCCUGCUCCAGUUAAUAAAGCAGUUGCAAAUGCUUCCUUUCAACAAAGGUCUAACUCUUUCAGGAAGGACAAAACAGAUGAUCGCAUGAACUGUUCGCCACCUACAACAGCAAAACCUCCCAUAAAAAACUAUGGUAGCAUUGGGAAGAAAUCAAAGCUGGCUCAGGACUUUUCCGCAGAGUAUUUGCGUGAGCAGAUGGAGUCUGUACAACCGCCAGUAGAAAAACCAACUAGUUUGCCACUGACAACAGCCGUGUUAACGCAGCCACAAGCUUUGCACAUAGAAUUAACCACAACUUCUGGAGUCCUUGCUACAUCUACAUCUCCACCAUCCGAGGCCCAUCCAGUGAAGACAAAGAAGACUGAAGAAGAGGACAGCUUGAGUGAUGCUGGGACAUACACAAUUGAAACGGAGACACAGGAUAAAGAAGUUGAGGAAGCCAGGAAAAUGAUAGAUCAGGUAUUUGGAGUGUUCGAACCAGAGGAAUAUUCCAAGAUUAAUUCUUCUGUGUACAGGCCCGUGAUUAAGGUGGAAAAAGAAGAUAUUUCACACGAGCAAAGUUUGAAGGCUGACUUGUUCUCUUCUCACACCGCUAAAUUGAAUAACGGACCCCAGUCUGAAACUCAGAUGGCAAGGUCAACUGGGUCAAAGUCAAAUCAAAAAUGGGUUUCUCGAUGGGCAAGUCUGGCCGACAGUUACCAAGAUGCAUCACCAACUACGUCUCCACUGGACAGUCAUAAGCAUGGGCUAACUGGGGAAGAAGAAGGGGUCGACCACACAGAAUAUCCAAGUGAAACAGAUCCCACAUUACCUUCAAGAACGAGACGUCUUCUACCUCAGCUCCCACCCAACGACAAGUCCGAAAUUAGCAAACCAACUAUUUUAGUUUGUUUAGAGUCCUCUACAGAAGUCACACAAAGACGUGUUAUGGAAGGACAAAUUAAAGAAACUCAUAAUGCACAAAACAGUCUUCUUCUCACUCAAGAGGAGUUGGAUCCAGACAGUCUUAGUGAUGCAAGCAAAUCUGAUGAUGGUGUCAUAGCAGAGAGAAAAUGCAGCCAGCUGACCAACCUCUGUAGCAAUGUUUGGAAGAGAGAGGAAACAGUUUGUCCAGAACCACUUGUUCAAAGAGCACCUAAAAUCCUAAGUGAGCAACAAAAAGCCACCAGCUUUUAUGUUGGGAAUGACAGUGCAUUAGGAAACCUUCCACUGGCUAAUUCUGGAGUAAGUCCUAAUGAAAUACACAAAGAAUAUAAAAACCACGAUAUUCACAUGAAAUCAAAGAAUAACAUUCACUCCAGCCAAGAGCCACAAAGUACACGGCGGGUUGUGAAUUUGCAAAAUAAGAAAGAAAAUGGAUCAUCACGAGAUCCAGUUUCAAUUGUUAGACAGGAAAGUUUUACCAAAGAGAGGGCCAGCAGCAACAUUUUACCGAAUAAACUUCCACAAAUAUCAUCUACCCAUCCUUUGCUUAAAGAUUUAAAUGUUUCAAAACCAGCUCAUGAUUACAGUCAGGAGACACGACUAAUUCUUAAAGAAACAGAAACAGCUUUGGCUGCCCUAGAAGCAAAGCUUUUUUCUCAGACACAUAUCGAGGAGUUACAAAAUGUUCCCAACCUGGCAGAGGACACUUCAGGAGAAUCCGAUGUGGACACUGCAAGCACAGUCAGUCUAGUUAGUGACAAAAAUGUGCCUAGUCAUCCACAGAAAGGUAGGGUAUUAAACCUUCAGAAGGAAAAGUCCUCUUCAACAUCUUCCAUACAGGAUCAAUACAGUCGCUCUACAGCUCGAGAUCGACUGUCUGAAAAACGCAGGACAGGUACUGGGGAAAUUGGGGGCAGGAGAGAGAUGAAUAAGCGGUUUGAAAUGAAGCGUAGUACUGGAGCCCGUGGCUCUUUAGACUUUACAGAUGAAGAACGAUGUACCAGUCUUCCAUACAUACCAGCUGGAGACACUGUUCUAUCAGACUAUGAGCAUUCCUCUUCAAAACCAGUUGCAAGAAGAAGACCACUUGCUCAGUCUGUUAAGGAGGAUACAACUAAAAACCUGUCAAAUGCCCAAAAGAUUCAGCAAGCUUUGACACGCUCAAACAGUUUGUCAACUCCGAGGCCUACAAGAGCCUCAAAACUGCGCCGUGCUCGCCUUGGUGAAGCUUCUGAUAAUGAGAGUGCGGAUGCAGAAAGGUCAACUGUAAGUCCAGAAACGUCUUCUGCAAAUUCAUCCUCUGCCAAAAGCUCAACAGAAGUUAAAAAGCUCUCCCGCCUUGAUAUUCUUGCCAUGCCAAGGAAACGGACAGGCUCAUUCAAUGUCCCAAGUGACUCAGAAGUUUCUGCUCCAAGAACAGGGUUUUCAGGACGUAGCGUUGACCACAGUUAUACAACUCGUAAAGCUUCUGUGUCAGAGGUGAAGCCACCAGUGAAGAAACCUGUAGCACCUUUACCUAAGCAACCCUUGACAAGAGCUCGUGCAGGCAGUAUGAAAUACUCUUCCAGCUCAACUUCAAGACGGAGAACUCAGGGUUCAGAUUAUAUAUCAACAUCAGAAGAGGAGUAUGGCUCAAAUCACAGUACCCCUAAACACAAACGCUCCCAUGCUUCAACAGCCACCCAGACUGCAAGGGCCCACGGUGCUCCUCCUCGACAAAGACACAAUGGCCGUCAAGAUGAAGUAGAGGGUGACCACGAGGUUUACAACCACUUCAUUGCCCAGUCUGCAGAAAUAGCCGAAAUAGCCAGAUUAAGUCAAACACUGGUGAAGGAUGUCGCCAGUUUAGCUAGAGAGAUUCACGAUGUAGCAGGGGAUGGCGAUUCUCCAAGCUCGUCCGGGACGGGACACAGUACUUCUAUCAGUUCCAUACCAAACACUCCAGCUUCAACCAUAUAUGCCCGGGAAGAGAUUUUAAAAAGACAAGGAAAAUACCAAUCACAGUUGGUGCACCACAUCCCAGAAGCAAGUCUGAACUACCAGAAAGUCCCUCCCGGUUCAAUGGGAUUUAAGGAUUUUGACCAAAACAUGAAUGAUAGCCGUGAAGAUGAUCCUUUAAAGAGAAGAGCUAGAAAUAGAGAGGAGGUUAUUUUUGACAAUCUGAUGCUGAAUCCCGUAUCACAGCUAUCGCAUACCAUUUGUACAAAUACCGAAGUCCUAACUGAAAAGAUGAAAAUUUUAUUUCAAAAUAAAGAGAAAAGUUGGGAAGACAUUGAGGCAAAAAUAAACUCUGAAAACGAAAUUCCAAUACUGAAAACAUCAAACAAGGAAAUCAGCUGCAUUCUAAACGAGUUACGCAGGGUUCAGAAAAAAUUGGAAGUUAUAAAUGCGAUAAUAGACCCUGCGGGACAUUUGGAAGUCUACACAACCACCAAGACUUCAUCUCCUGUUCGCUCUUCAACAAGUCAAUCUAGGACUAACAGUUCUACCACUAGGACGGAACCACGUCCUCCAGUUCUUGUCAGAAACUACAUCAAGAAGUCAAGCUCUGGCUCCUCUAGGUCCCUGGAAUCCAGCUUUGGGAGAGACGAGGAUGACCCAUAUGCUGUUUGAUGAUUUUAUUUUUGCUUCGUUUUUUUUGUAGGAGUUGUCAUUAGUGUUGCUUUGGUAAAGUAUUUAGGUGCUUGUGGUUUCCUGCGUCAAGCAGCUUAGUAUAUUCCUUAAACCAUCGCACAAUCUAUGCUGUAAGAAUAAAUAUGAGGUUCUCUUCAUCGACCAAGGCUAGCACUAUGGACCAGCACAUAUUCAGCAUAGAGGCAAAUUUACUUGAAAUUUUUGUUAAUAUCAUUUUUUAUUUUUUUUUAAAUAGAACAGUUGUAAGACUUUCACUCAUUUGUGCCAUAUUCAUUCUAUUAGAAGUGCUGUAAAAUGUCCAACUGUUACAUCUGCCACUAAUGCAUCUCUUGUAGUUGAUUUGCACUGAUCAUCCACACAAAUAGGUUUCCUUUAUUUUAAGACAGUACUAGACACGGAAGUUUUAAAUUAAAUAAAAAAGUGUAGGUUAUUUCUUGCCAAAAACAAACAAACAUGUAGGGUUUAUUUUGAAACCAAUGAACCGUGAUGAAUUGGAAAUCAAAUCUGCAACUUUUGAGCCAAUAUAGUGAAUCUGCGACCUGGCGGACUUACAGAUUUUAUUUCCACUCGAACUCUAUUAUUUUGACUUGAGUCUUGCUAGAUCUGCGGUUAUUUCAUUGCAGUUCACAAUUCAGUACAUUCUCUUUUGUUAUGUCACACUACAACACUAAAACUGUUUUCUUAGUGGAGACAGAAAACAACCA
This is a messenger RNA of Pelobates fuscus (common spadefoot toad), 5855 nucleotides long. RefSeq names its product centrosomal protein 170B (gene CEP170B). The transcript is spliced from 20 exons. The record is from RefSeq and is a predicted model, not a curated record. NCBI's taxonomy places the organism in Eukaryota, Metazoa, Chordata, Amphibia, Anura, Pelobatidae. Bases 181 to 5130 code for a protein of 1649 amino acids. Gene Ontology annotation, molecular function: protein binding.